UGGAGGAAGAGAGAUCGUGUCGCGCAGACGAAAGCAUCCUUACUGCGACUGGAGGCUGUGGUUGCUUGGUAAAGAGAGAGAAAAUCUCGUAAUAGUAUAAAAGGCCAUUAUUGACGCAGCGCGCGGUACCAGCAGCGUCACCGGAGGAAGCAGAGAAACGCGAGCACGUCCUCAUUCAAAGCUGUUAUACGAAGAUAAAAAUAAGUGUCUGGUCUGGGUGUGGUUGUGGUUGGAGGAUGAGGAUUCUGUUGUGUCUGCUGUCUCUCAGCUUUCUGGCUCUGAGCAACGCAUUGGGUGGGGAUGUGUGUGUGUCGGGUCAUGACAGUGGGCCGGUGUUUGAAGAGCAGCCAUCUAGUCUGAUUUACCCAGAGGGGAUGCCAGAAGGCAAGGUGACCCUGAGCUGCCAGGCUCGCUCCAGCCCUGCUGCUGUUUACCGGUGGCGUGUGAAUGGCACUGACAUAUCAUUUGCUGAAGAGUCGCACUACACACAGGUUGCAGGAAACCUUGUGAUCAACAACCCUCAGAAUGGGCGAGAUGGCGGCUCGUACCAGUGUCUCGCAAUCAACCGAUGCGGCACCAUUGUUAGCCGCGUCGCUAAUCUCAAGUUCGGCUACCUGCAUGAUUUUCCCCCUGAGAGCAGAAGUCCUCAGACGGUCCAUGAAGGAAUGGGAACAUUUCUUGCCUGCCAGCCACCAGCUCAUUACCCAGCUUUGUCCUACCGCUGGUUUAUCAACGAGUUCCCUAACUUCAUCCAGCCAGAAGCGGGCAGGUGGUUUGUUUCUCAGGUCACUGGUAACUUGUAUCUUGCUAACGCGAGAGCCAAUGACACGGGCAACUAUUUCUGCUUCACCACCAUCAACAUGGAUGUCAGCACCAAGAGCAUCUUCAGCAAAGCUGUCCAGCUCACAGUUCACCCUGAUGCAAGCCCAAGGAAAACUGCUCCAAAUAUCCGAGUGCGUUUUCCCGCUGAGACAUACGCUUUAUCAGGGCAAACCGCACAGCUGGAAUGCUUUGCCUAUGGCAAUCCGAUUCCUAAAAUCCGCUGGAGGAAGGUGGAUGGAAUUUUACCCCCUAAGGUUGGAACAAGUGUGGAUGGGCCCAUCUUGAUUAUUCCUGAACUGAAUUUCGAUGACGAGGGCAUGUAUGAGUGUGAGGUUUACAACUCAGAAGGCCGUGAGACGCAUCAGGGACGUGUUUCUGUGCAAGCUCAGCCGGACUGGCUUCAGGUCAUGAGUGACUCUGAGGUGGAAAUCAGUUCAGAGCUGCAGUGGAGCUGUGCUGCAGCGGGCAAACCCAGACCCACCAUUCGCUGGCUCCGUAACGGACACGCCCUCAUUACACAGGAUCGUGUUGAAGUGAAUAACGGCCGGCUGAAAAUCGCUAAUCUUGCCCUGGAGGAUUCUGGGAUGUAUCAGUGUGUGGCUGAAAACAAACACAGCACCAUUUACUCGAACGCUGAGCUCAGAGUUCAAGUCCAGGCUCCAGACUUCAGGCUGAAUCCAGUACGGAAGCUGGUUCCUGCUGCCCGUGGUGGACAGGUCAAAAUGGAGUGUAAACCUCGGGCAGCUCCCAAACCCACUCUCUUCUGGAGCCGCGGCACAGAGUUACUGACUAAUAGUACAAGGAUAACCGUGACUCCGGAUGGGAUUUUGUGGAUCUACAAUAUCAGUCGUGCUGAUGAAGGAAAGUACACCUGCUUUGCAGAAAAUUACCUUGGCAAAGCCAACAGCACUGGACACCUGUCUGUCAGAGAUGCCACAAAAAUCACACUAGCGCCCUCUAAUGCUGAUAUCAAUCAGGGUGAAAAUGCCACUUUGCAGUGCCAUGCAUCACAUGACCCUACCAUGGACCUCACCUUCACCUGGUCACUCAACGGAGUUCCGCUGGACCUAGAGGAACCAAAUGGACACUAUCGGCGAAUGGAGGGGAAAGAGACGAUCGGUGACCUGGUGAUAGUAAAUGGACAGCUCAGUCAUGCUGGCACAUACACCUGUACAGCCCAGACGGUGGUGGACAGCGCCAUGGCCUCGGCCAAGCUGGUGGUGAGAGGCCCACCAGGCCCUCCUGGAGGUUUAGUGGUGACUAGUGUGAACGACACAUCGGUUGAGUUGAGAUGGAGCCGUGGGUAUGAUAACCACAGUCCCAUUGGCAAGUAUGUCAUCUUGGGCCGCUCGUCACAGACUCAUGACUGGAAGAGGAUGAGGACAGACCCUGCAAACAUAGAAGGAAAUGCUGAAUCUGCACGUGUGAUAGAUCUUCGGCCCUGGAUGGAUUAUGAGUUCCAGGUCAUUGCCAGCAACAUCUUGGGCAGCGGAGAACCAAGCAUGCCUUCCCCGCGUGCACAAACCAAAGAAGCAGCACCAACUGUGGCUCCCAGUGGACUCGGUGGAGGUGGAGGAAACCGUAAUGAACUUAUUAUUACAUGGACUCCCAUGGCCAGAGAGUAUCAGAAUGGAGACAGUUUUGGUUAUAUCCUGGCAUUCAGAAAGCAAGGCAUACCAACAUGGACGGUGGUGAAGGUGCCAAAUGUGGAGUCAUCUCGAUAUGUGUACAGCAAUGACAGUCUGACAGCAUACUGCCCGUUCGAGGUCCGAAUCAAGGCCUACAACAAGAAAGGAGAAGGGCCCUUCAGCCAGAUUGCUGUAGUACACUCUGCGGAGGAGGAACCUACAGUUUCUCCUCGACGGAUUAAUGCCACUGCUUUGACUGCAUUUGAGAUUCAAGUGUCCUGGGAGCCCAUUCAACACCUCAACAUUAAUGGAGUUCUUCGAGGUUACGAGACUAUACCAUCCACAGGCACUGGAAUGAUGGUCCAGAACAGCUCAGGCAAUUGGAGGACCCCUUGCUGGUCUCUUCUGCUUUUCACUGCGCUCGCUCUCAUUGGCUCAUCAGGACUGUGAUGUGGGCAUUUCUUCUGAACGCCACAAAAGAUGCAGCAGGUUUUCCUCAGAAGGGCAGGGGGCAGGGUGGGGGGUUCGGGGGUUUUCCUGAGGAAUGCAAUGUAAGGAGUGGAAGAUUCUUUUGUAUAAAAAUGCUUUUUUACAAGAAUGACUGGUCGAUGUGGGAGACUUUUUGAUUGUGUUAUAAUUUUAGACGCUUGCCUUAUGAAAACUGAAACGUGACAAUGGUCAUGUCAACAUUCGGUUGUAGUUUCUAAAAUUCAACAAUAACAACAUCUCUGUUUGGUGUAUAAACUCAUGGAUGUAUUGUUGACAUUUCCAAACUCUUUUUUUAAAAACAACUUCAUUGCAGCAAGUGGACUGCAAAACGAUCCGAUUGAAUGUUUACGUUUUUUAUUUAAUACUUUAGUUUUUCGUUUGUAGUUGUUUGGGUGCCGAGGAAGCAAGAGCGGAUCAUGAAUUUUCUUAACAUUGUUUUGUAUUGUUGUUGAAUGACUGUCGCAGUAUUCUAGUUUUGACAGGUGACAGGUGAAGCUCAGAUUUGUUUAGUUAUUAAAGUGGGCUUGCCAAAGUUAU
Messenger RNA from Danio rerio (zebrafish), 3476 nucleotides. It is a transcript of the gene cntn2, whose product is annotated as contactin 2. Lineage: Eukaryota; Metazoa; Chordata; Actinopteri; Cypriniformes; Danionidae. The record is from RefSeq and is marked provisional. Gene Ontology annotation, cellular component: plasma membrane.